AUUCUUUAUUUCUUCCACUUGCAAAAGUAGUUUCUCGCUAACUACGCUAAGGUUUUGAGCUUCAAUCUCCCAACUUUUUUCCAAACCAAACAUGGGGAGACACGAGAGAAGCAAGAGUAGUCGAUCAGAGAAACCCUCCUCCUCUCGCAAAACCAAACGCCGACGGUCCAACGACGAUUCCGACUCAGCCGAUUCACCUUCCGAGUCCGAUUACUCCUCAGAUUCCUCCCGCAACCGCCGCCAUCGUCGCCGGAGACGAGAAUCAUCGCCGGAAUCCUCCGAUUCCGGCGACACCAGAAGUAAGAGCAAGCGAAAAAAGGUUUCGGAAGAAGAGAUAAAAGAGUACCUCGCUAAAAAGGCACAGAAGAAGGCAAUGAGAGUAGCGAAGAAGAUGAAAACUCAGACGGUUUCCGGUUACUCAAACGAUUCAAAUCCUUUCGGAGACUCGAACCUGAAUGAGAAGUUUGUUUGGAGGAAGAAAAUUGAGAAGGAUGUAAUUCAUGGAGUUCCGUUGGAUGAGUACACUGUGAAGGCGGAGAAGAAGAGGCAGAAGGAAAGGAUGGCGGAGAUUGAGAAAGUUAAGAAGAGGAGAGAAGAGAGAGCGUUGGAGAAGGCGCAAAGAGAAGAGGAGAUGAUGUUGUUGCAGAGAGAAAGAGCUAGAGCUGAAGCUGAUGAUUUUGAGAAGAAAGAGGAGGAGUUUCAUUUUGAUCAGAGUAAGGUUAGGUCUAGGAUUCGAUUGCUCGAAGGUCGAACUAAGCCAAUUGAUGUUCUUACUAAAUAUCUUGAUGAUUCGGAUGAAUUCGAUGUCGAAUUGGAUGAGCCUUACAUGGUCUUCAAGGGUUUGACUGUUAAAGAAAUUGAGGAGCUUCAUGAUGAUAUAAAACUGCAUCUUGGUCUAGAUAGGGCAACGCCAACUCAUGUGGAGUAUUGGGAGGCAUUGAUGGUGGUUUGCGAGUGGGAGUUGGGUGAAGCUAGGAGAAAAGAUGCAAUUGAUCGAGCUAGAGUGCGUGGGGAGCAACCUCCUGCUGAGUUACUUGCUGAAGAAAGAGGUCUGCAUUCGAGCAUUGAGACAGAUGUCAGAAAUUUCCUGGAAGGCAAGAGUUACAAAGAUUUGGUUGCACUACAAGCACAAAUUGAGUCAGAGAUGCGAUCCGGGAAAGCCAAGGUGGUUGAGUAUUGGGAAGCUGUAGUUAAACGGCUUCACAUUUACAAGGCAAAGGCUUGUCUUAAGGAAAUCCACGCCAAGAUGCUAAGGAAACAUUUGCACCGCCUUGAACAGCCUCUCCAAGAUGAAAUGAUGAAGUCUGAGGAGGAGAAGAUAGAAGAGGACGAAAGUGAGGAAGAAGCUGAAGUUUGUCUAGAUGUUAGAGCAUUAUCUCCAGAACCCAUCACAUAUGAAGAAGCUCAGGAGUCGGAAGCGGAGGAUGGUUCAUUUUCUCCAGAGCUCUUACAUGGUGAAGACAAUGAAGAAGCAAUUGAUCCUGAUGAGGACAGGGUUAUAUUAGAGAAGAAGCGUUUAGCUGUAUUGGAGGAACAACAAAAGAGGCUGAAGGAAGCAAUGGUUUCAGCAAAACCACGUGCUCAGCCGGAGGAUGACUUUGAGGUUAGGGCGAAAAAACUUAUGGGAUCCAUGGAGGAUGGUGACGUGGUUUUUGGCUCUGGUGCUGAAGUCAAUCUGGAUUCACAGGUUUAUUGGUGGCAUGACAAAUAUCGCCCAAGAAAGCCGAAGUAUUUUAACCGAGUUCAUACUGGUUAUGAAUGGAACAAGUAUAAUCAGACACAUUAUGACCAUGAUAACCCUCCUCCUAAGAUUGUCCAAGGCUACAAGUUCAAUAUUUUCUACCCAGACCUUGUUGAUAAAAUUAAGGCUCCUACGUACUUUAUUGAGAAAGAUGGCGACAGCAGUGAGACCUGUAUUAUUCGGUUCCACGCUGGCCCUCCUUAUGAAGACAUAGCCUUCCGGAUUGUUAAUAAAGAGUGGGAGUAUUCCCAUAAAAAAGGUUACAAAUGCACCUUUGAAAGAGGCAUCCUACAUGUGUAUUUCAACUUUAAGCGGUAUCGUUAUCGGAGGUGAAGAUAUCGCUGCUGUUCAUGUGCUAUGUUAUUACAACUUGACCUGCUUGAAUCUGGUCCAGAGAUGGGUAAAAUUGACUGCUAGAGGAAUUGUAUAUAAAUCAACAAAUUUUGUUUUAAUUGUAACUCUAGUUGAAUAGUGUACUCUUCUUUCAUCGAUACACAUGAUGCUAAUUUAUUAUUUAGUACCUGUUACAUUCUUUUA
Molecule: messenger RNA, 2278 nt
Organism: Beta vulgaris subsp. vulgaris (sugar beet)
Lineage: Eukaryota; Viridiplantae; Streptophyta; Magnoliopsida; Caryophyllales; Amaranthaceae
Product: splicing factor Cactin
Exons: 8
Coding region: 92-2074 (660 amino acids)
Biological process (GO): mRNA cis splicing, via spliceosome
Cellular component (GO): spliceosomal complex; cytoplasm
Molecular function (GO): protein binding
Source: RefSeq, a predicted model, not a curated record